Molecule: messenger RNA, 4868 nt
Organism: Morone saxatilis (striped sea-bass)
Lineage: Eukaryota; Metazoa; Chordata; Actinopteri; Moronidae
Gene: tmem184ba
Product: transmembrane protein 184ba
Exons: 9
Coding region: 381-1634 (417 amino acids)
Biological process (GO): transport
Molecular function (GO): transporter activity
Source: RefSeq, a predicted model, not a curated record
UCGGUUUGAAAUGAGCCGAGAGGAGAAAGAGGAGCGGAGAGGAAUGACGGAGUUCACGGGCUUAACUCCAAAAACACGGACUUCAGAUUUUAAUACGCAGAGAGGAGUACUAGAGGGAGUGUAUAGAAGUUGUUUAGCAUGAGCGAGAAACUUUAGAGAGUUUUUUGGGGACACGCAGAGAGGUUGACGGGGCAGUCUGAGGGCUCAACAUGGAUGUCCGGGGAGCAACGGUGCGGCUCUGAGGAGGAAUUAAGGCCGUUUCUGGUUAUUUCUGUCCGUGAGUUUGUUUGACGGAGUUGAGGAGGAUUUUAAAGCUUGCAGCCUAUUAACCAGGCUUCAAAUUCAAGUAAAUCUGUGAAUUGUCGCCACCGUUAGCUAAGAUGUUGAGGCUCUGGCGGCGAGACGUACCGCUCUCAGAGAGGCUGGGGGAGGACUCUCCUCUAGCCGCAGCACCCGGCCCCCCACCGACCGCGGCCCCGACAGGUCCCAACAUUUCAUGGCUUCCCGAAGCCCCGCUGCUGAGCCCAGACCAGCCUAUCUUCCUCAUGACUCCCGCGGCGCAGGCUGUGUCUGGCUUCUUCGUCUGGACCGCGCUCAUCCUCACCUGUCACCAGAUCUACAUGCACCUACGUUUCUAUAGCUCACCUAGGGAGCAGCGUCACAUCGUACGCAUCCUCUUCAUCGUUCCUAUCUAUGCCUUCGACUCUUGGCUCAGCCUCCUCUUCUUCACCAACGACCAGUACUACGUGUACUUUGACACCGUGAGGGACUGCUACGAGGCGUUUGUGAUUUACAACUUCCUGAGUCUGUGCUAUGAAUACCUGGGAGGAGAGAGCGCCAUCAUGGCUGAGAUCAGAGGGAAACCCAUCGAGUCCAGCUGUAUGUACGGUACCUGCUGUCUGAGGGGGAAGGCCUACUCCAUCGGCUUCCUGAGGUUCUGUAAGCAGGCCACUCUGCAGUUCUGCGUGGUCAAACCGCUCAUGGCAGUCAUCACCGUCAUCCUGCAGGCCUACGGCAAAUACAAGGACGGAGACUUCAAUGUUGCCAGCGGUUACUUGUACGUGACCAUCAUCUACAACAUCUCCGUUAGCUUGUCUCUGUACGCCCUCUUCCUCUUUUACUUCUCCACCAAGGAGCUGCUCAGCCCUUACAGCCCCAUGCUCAAGUUCUUGAUGGUCAAGUCGGUCAUCUUCCUCUCCUUCUGGCAGGGCAUGUUGCUCGCCAUCCUGGAGAAGUGCGGGGCCAUCCCUCAGAUUAACUCGGUGGAGGUGUCUGUCGGCGAGGGGACCGUCGCCGCUGGUUACCAGAACUUUAUCAUUUGCAUCGAGAUGUUUUUCGCGGCGCUGGCUCUGCGCCACGCAUUCACAUACACAGUCUACAUGGACAAGAGUCUCGACUCACAAGGCCGCUGUGCCCCCAUGAAGAGUAUCUCCAGCAGCCUGAAGGAGACCAUGAACCCGGGGGACAUGGUCCAGGAUGCCAUCCACAACUUCUCUCCGGCCUACCAGCAGUACACCCAGCAGUCCACGCUGGAGCAGGGGGCCCCGCCGCCCGUCUCCCGCACCCACAGCACCGUCAGUGGCCGCGGUGACACAGAGAAGACUCUCCUGCUCAGCUCCGAUGACGAAUUCUAGAGCAGAAGAUGUCACGAUUGCAGCUGAAUCGGAUUCAGACUGUUUUAACGGCGGAUGGUUCUUCAUCCUCCUGUGCAGCUUUGUGUGAAUGAGAGCUGUGCGUUUGUUUUUUCUGUUUUUGAGACUGAGUGCGAGGACCUUCCUGCAGAAACAUCUCUGCUCCCACAUUUCCCAGGCGUCUUAUUUGGUGGGAACAUUUAAAGCUGAUUUGGUGUUAAAACCGUCAGCUAGGGAAUAAAAAGGGUUGUGUUUGUUUUUGGAAAGUUUGUGAGUCACACUUACUGAAUCAUACUUGACUUUUGGAACGAAAGUUUUCCGGCUUGGUUAGAAGCUUGAUUUCACAUUUUAGCUCAGUCGUGUUUCCUUCGCUCAAAUGUGUUUCUCCGUGUUAAUCGUCUUAAUGAACGUUCUGGUUCUGGAUUGGUUUGCAUCUUGUAGGCCCUGUUGUUUUCUCAUUGGCUGUGUUUAUCAAGGUUUCCCCAUUUAAGUUGAAUUUGAAUCUUUUUUUCCAUGACUUAAAAUGAAAAAUAGCCUUUGAUUUUUAUAAAAGUUUAGAACUUUUAAUUUUGUGAACUUGAAACUACUAUUUAAAUAUAUAUAUAUUAAAUGAUAGAUUUGCAACAUUUAAACAAAUAACUUGGUCUGCAAAUACAUUAAUGUGCUUCAAAAAGAAGCUGUUUUCAGUAUCGUAGCUGUCUUGUGGUACGGUCAUAACAAUGUGGUACAAUGUUAUGGAAAAUAUAUUCUGUAAGUGAACGGUACCCUGGUGUAAUGUGGGAUUUUAAGGGACAUCCUUCUUCACUGCAGUGUGGGGAUGGAUUUAAAGGGAAGCCAAGUAAAAAAAAAAUGAGUUAAUGUCUGUUAUAUGGAUCAAUGUUGGUAUUGAUAUUAGUGGAACAGAUGAGAGCGAGGCAGAGCAGAUUAUAGAUUAUACAGUACAUCUGCUCCUGUAAAGCAGGAGUGAAGGGCAGGAGGAGCAGAGCUGGUCAGGAUUACACUGGUGUAAUUGGGGCGUUGUUUGAAUGGAUGGGAUUAAAUCUCGAACUGGUUCGCUCUGGCAGUAGACCUCUGCAGACCACAAUGUAGGUUAACUAGAUUGAGGGGAAAACAGAGGAGGAAUAUAGGUUAAAGCUAACUUUAGAUGCCUGUUCUCAAUAGAGGACCUCUGUCAUACGAAUUAAAGCUUUCAUCCUCAUGGUAUACAUACAUUAGUCCAAAUUUUAAGACAGUUCAAGUCACACUGAUAUGUAACGUUUGCUGCAGUGGGCUGACAUCUGAAAGACACUGUUGCUAGGGGACAUCCUGUCAACUUCUGUAGUGCACUACUACUAGAGCACAUCAUAGCUCCGCACAGCUUUGACACUAAACAUUUGGGAGGACCCAUUGUGCUGUUAAAUGAGUAACUGCCUGUGUCCUUGUUGAAACUGAAGUGAUCUUACAAUCUAGUUUUAUUUUAAAAAAAAAACACAAAGGAUAUAUGUAUGUCCUGAUGUCUUAGCAAAACUUAUUUUUAAAUGCCAUUUCAUUUGUUUGAGUAGUUUAAUUUCAAAGUAAUGCUUUUCAAAACUCCAUCCAUCUCAAGAUCUGACGCUCCCUAUCAGCUCCAAGUACUUAAGAAUAAGUCAAAUCCGUCCAAAUCAAGUGAGCUUUCUGCAUUUGUCCUGACACGCCCACCGUAGUGAUGCCUUCGUCAGGUUUCAGUAUUGUAAAGUUUUUGCUUGGAAGGUCUUAAGUCUUCAGCUAAACAUGUUUUUGCACAUUAUACAGUUCUUAUCCUGAGCUAUGGUAUAUUUAAAAGCUUAAAAAAAAGAAUCACAAGCUGAAUAUUAGCACCACAAUAUGAGUACACAUACUCUGUACACCAUGUUAUCAUCUUAUGCAUUUACAAUAUGUUACAGUCAAUAUUCUCUCAGUUAGAAAUAACAUGUAAGGCAUUAACUUCACAUUGUUUCUUUGACUUGGAUGCUCUUCUGUUCUUCCAGGCAGACUUUUUUUCUGUGUGUGUGUGUGUGUGUUGGAUUGAACUUAACCGCAGUCAGAGCUGGUUUAUUUUUUUCACAUAAUUGAAGUUCUUGAGUCAUCGGAAUGAGUCAUACUGAGUCUGCCGAUGUGUUUACUGUAACUACUUUCACUGCUCUGCUGUAGCUCUGCACGGACACCAGGGGGCCGUGUGGAGAACACUUGAACACUUUCACACUUUUAUCUACAAGCAGACGGGGCAGUUAUCACACACUUUAAGCCUGGUGCACAUUUAACUGAAAAAAUGCUUUGUCUAAGCACAAGUCCUUUGCAGUUUUGUCCGUUUGUUCUUCGGGAAGUAGAGGCAAACCCCAGCCUCAGACAGUGGUCGUGGGUGUUUUCUUUUUUUUUUAGUUCUGCUCCUGCCUGACAUAAUAUUGGUUUUAAACAGGAGAGCAGCCACGUCUGUGCACAGGAGCCUAUUUUUAGACAUUACUGGGUGUUGUCUGGGUAAUUGAGUUGCUACUUUUUUUAACACAGAUACAAACUGGAUUAUUUUGACCAUGACUGAGCUUCGUCCAGCUACAAAUGACCCUGCAAUCUUUUCUAAAAGCACUGGUCUGUUUGUUGCGUUGUGCACACCGUUUCUUGUCUGUAUAAAUGCAUUUUCAUGUUGAACCAACCGUGAAUGGACAACAUAGGCGUCUGAAUGACAGCGCAGAUAUUUUUAGGUUGAAGAAGUCUUUUGUGCUUCUUUAAAAAAAAAAAUCCUCUGAAUUGUCUUAUGAGCGUGAUGACACUCAAACUGAUGCAUUUGUUUUGUCGUACUACAGCUUCUAAAGGCACAUUCCCAUGCCUGAUAUUAUAAUUGUUGUACCGCACCUUGAAUGCCAUAAUUUACUUUCAAGCUAAAGACACAAGUCAUCCUGUUUCUCUUCGUUCUUUGUUAUUUGGUGAGACAAAUGACAUGUUCUCAUCAGAUUAUGAAUAUAACUGAGGAAAUUCUGUGGACUAAUGUUGUAAAUACAGGUUAAAGUGCUGUCUACAGGAGGGGUAGUAGUGAUGUAUGUUGAAAUAUUCAUGUAUGCUGUAAAGGUUGAGCAGAGGAGAAAAAAGACCUAGUUUUGUAUUUUUACUUCACGACUGUCUUUUUUUUAUUUCAAUGACUGUUUUUUUUUGAUUUUCUGUUCUAUGAUAAAGCUGCUCAUGAUGCUUCUAUUUCAUGUCAAAUGGAUCUGAAGAAAUAAAAGAUAUUUAGUCUGAUAUGUAAGUUAA